Molecule: messenger RNA, 1149 nt
Organism: Meloidogyne enterolobii
Lineage: Eukaryota; Metazoa; Nematoda; Chromadorea; Rhabditida; Meloidogynidae
Source: the annotation of a GenBank genome assembly
GCAAAAAUGCUUUUGUUUACACAAAUUUUUUAUUUUAUUGCCUUUCUCUCUUUAUUUCUCAAUAAACCUAUUUAUGGAUUACUUACAAAUUGCUUGAAUGGGGCUCCUUGUGAUUGCGAUCCUGACGUUAUUGACUAUUGGGAAGAUUUAGAAUUUACAACUACUUCGGAGCUUUUAACAACCACAAUGUUUGUUGAAACUACAGAAAAAUUAAUCACAACAAUGGGUAAUACAACGACAACGGGUUUACCUACCACCAUGAAAAUAUUAGAGACUACACAAAAUGAAGAGACGACAAAGACAAUUUUGACUACAGAAAGCUCUACAACACCAACUACAACUGAAAGUGUAGUUACCACAAUAAAAAUGUUAGAGACUACUGUAAAAGAAGAGAUGACAACAGAAAGUGCUGUUAGCACAACGACAGAAAAUUUAGAAACAACAAAAUCUCCAACAACUCCAACACAACCAGAAACAACCGAAUUUGCUUCAACAACUACUUUAACUACUACGGAAUCUUUGCCUACCACAAACAUUACAAUUCCUUCAACAAUUCAAUCCACAACUAUCGCCACAGCAUUACUAACAACUGCAGAGUCUACAACUUUAUUGACGACAGAAAAUAUUGAAACGACAACUUUAGAGGUAACAACAACCACACAGCCGACGACAGUUGAACCGACAACAACUAGUACAAGUACGAUUAUGCCGACAACUACGAUGCCUUGCGUUCCUUGUGCAGCUGGGCAGUCGUUAGUGUUAUACGACAAAAAUAUUUUGAAUAGUAAUCAAAGCAUUAAUAAUGUACCUGCAUAUAGAUGUGAUAAUUGCAAUCAAAGCACAAUUUCAGAGGUUUGCUACAAUCCGCGUAAUAUAAGCGUUAUAAGAGUACGAUGUACUGAUUCAACGCUUUUCUGUGUUUGUGCUUCUAAUCAAAAAGCUUGUUAUACAGUAACAGAGAAGGCACCACUUUACGAGGCUGAUUAUUUAAUUUAUGCAAACUCAAGUUAUUCAUUUUUGGCUCUCAAUACGGGAGCAAGUGAGAUCAGCAAUGGAAAGAAAACUUACGAGUUUUCACCAAGCAUGACUUUCAUACCCAAUGACAAAACUUUUUUGAAUGCUCCGUUUCUUUCGGGUAAUAUUAUUUAG